AGAGAACAUCAUGUUUGCAGCAGCCUUGCGGACACGGGACACUACACUUACACAACAUAUAAAAAUAAAUCCAUGCAUGAUCAUCAACAGCAGCGAGAUCAGAGGAGCUUCUCUCCCUCAUCAUCAAACCAAAGGGGCGUUAUCCUUGAGUUUACGCCUCCGCAAUACAGAAGCGGAAAACCCCCAACACGAGAACAGCUCCCCUCACCCUUGUCGGCGAGCAAACGUCGCGGCCGGUCGGUCGGCUGUCGCCCUGCCAUUGCCAGCGCACCACGCCACCAGCCACCAGCCACCAGCCAGCCUCGAUCUUCUACUCCCCGUCCCCGGCAGCCGGCACUCGCUCAUCCCUUCGCCUGGAACACCAGAAACACCCACUCCCUCCCUUACCCCGCCCGCGCGCGCCAUGGAGCCACCGUCGCCGUCGCCGCGGAGCAGCAGGAAUAAAGCCGCGGCCGCGCCACGGGUGGUGUCCGUCCUGGCGGGGCUGCUGGAGCGCGCGGCGGAGCGCGGCGACGCCGAGGGCGCUGCUGCCGCGGCGUCGUCGGCGGAGGUGGUGGUGUUCAGGGGCCGCGCGCUCCCGGGGAUCCCCGUGCGGCGGUACGUGGAGCGGAUAUACCGGUACGCCGGGUGCAGCCCCGCCUGCUUCGUCGUCGCCUACGUCUACCUCGACCGCCUCGCGCGGGGACGGGAUGCCGACGAUGAGGAGGGCGGCGGCGGACAGGAGGCCGCGGCGGUGGUUGGCAUCGACUCGUAUACCGUCCAUCGCCUCCUCAUCACCUCCGUCUUGGUCGCCGCCAAGUUCAUGGACGACAGGCACUACAACAACGCCUACUUCGCGCGUGUGGGCGGCGUGGAGGUGUCGGAGAUGAACGCGCUGGAGCUGCGUCUCCUCUUCGCGCUCCGCUUCCGCCUCAACGUCGACCCGGACACCUUCGCCCGCUACUGCGCCGCGCUCGAGUGCCACAUCGUCAUGGCCGAUGACCCCGCCGUCGUGGCGCUGCCGCUGAUGCCGCCGUCCCCCGCCGUCUCCGAAGACGACUACGACGGCGCAGCGGCGACCAAGGCGGAGAAGGGCAGUGCCGCCGCCGCCGCUGCCGCCGGCGGCUCCGCCGUGCCCGUCGUCGAGAGUCGUCAUCAUCAUCGGAGAGCGGUGGUACAAAUCAUGACGACCGCCCAAUGACGACUUCGGAGAUGCAUAGAGGGUCGUCGUACGGCAGAACACACGUCGACACGCAUGAUAUAUAUUCUUUUCAUUUGUUUCGAGCCUUUGUACAUGCGUGGGGUGUGCGUGCGUGGAGUGCUAAAAACAAAUUCGCGCUGUCUGUUCAAUCAACGCGUUCGAUCGUUUGCGUGUACUACUCUCAUGCAUAUAUGCGUGUAUGUAAGCCCGGCCGUGACUUUUUGUGCUGCGAGUGCAGAAGCAGCUGUUGCGAGCACGAGUGCACGACGGAUCGAUAUAUGUAUCUACGUACAGAUAUGCGCAUCAUGAUUCAUGACGCUUCUCAUAUAUAACGCAGUUUAUUUGUCUUUAAAAA
Messenger RNA from Sorghum bicolor (sorghum), 1535 nucleotides. RefSeq names its product cyclin-P1-1. NCBI's taxonomy places the organism in Eukaryota, Viridiplantae, Streptophyta, Magnoliopsida, Poales, Poaceae. The coding region runs from base 11 to 1180 and encodes 389 amino acids. Gene Ontology annotation, biological process: regulation of cyclin-dependent protein serine/threonine kinase activity. The transcript is spliced from 2 exons. Gene Ontology annotation, molecular function: protein kinase binding. The record is from RefSeq and is a predicted model, not a curated record.